AUGGGCAGCAGCUCUGGCACAGAGCAGGCACUUAGGGCCCAUCUGAAGAGGCAUAUUGCUAGGAGGGUGAGAACCACCCGAGAAACACCGAAAUCUGGCUACCAGGGCAAUGCUCAGAGGGCCUGCCGCGGGCUGGGGGAGGCCGGCCGAAUCCCACAUCGGUUCAGAACCCACUUUCCCGAGCCUUGCCCGGGUCCGGGAAGGGUCCUGGGUCUGACCAGCGCAGGUAACCCUUCUUUGUCUACCUGUCUCUUCACAGAGACUCUGACGUGGAACAAGCCCAGUCUCAGCGGUGUGGCGCCUCUUCCCCGCAGUCUUCACUCGGCCACGACCAUAGGAAAUAAAAUGUACGUGUUUGGUGGCUGGGUGCCUCUCGUCAUGGAUGACGUCAAAGUGGCCACACACGAGAAGGAGUGGAAGUGUACCAACACGCUGGCUUGUCUCAACCUGGAUACCAUGGCCUGGGAAACCAUCCUAAUGGAUACACUGGAGGACAACAUUCCCCGAGCUCGAGCUGGCCACUGUGCAGUUGCCAUCAAUACCCGCCUGUACAUCUGGAGUGGGCGUGAUGGCUACCGCAAGGCCUGGAACAACCAGGUCUGCUGCAAGGACCUCUGGUACCUGGAGACAGAAAAGCCACCAUCCCCGGCCCGGGUGCAGCUGGUACGAGCCAACACCAACUCCCUGGAGGUGAGCUGGGGGGCAGUGACAACAGCCGACAGUUACCUUCUGCAGCUCCAGAAAUACGACAUUCCUGCCACGGCUGCUACUGCCACCUCCCCCACACCCAAUCCAGUCCCGUCGGUGCCUGCCAACCCUCCCAAGAGCCCUGCCCCAGCAGCAGCCGCACCUGCUGUGCAGCCACUGACACAAGUAGGCAUCACGCUCCUGCCCCAGGCUGCCGCUGCACCCCCAACCACCACCACCAUCCAGGUCUUGCCAACGGUGCCCGGCAGCUCCAUUUCCGUGCCCACUGCGGCCAGGACUCAAGGUGUCCCUGCUGUUCUCAAAGUGACCGGUCCUCAGGCUACAACAGGAACUCCGUUGGUCACCAUGCGACCUGCCAGCCAGGCUGGGAAAGCCCCUGUCACUGUGACCUCCCUGCCUGCUGGUGUGCGAAUGGUUGUGCCGACACAGAGUGCCCAGGGCACGGUGAUCGGCAGCAGUCCACAGAUGAGCGGGAUGGCUGCACUGGCAGCCGCAGCCGCUGCCACCCAGAAGAUUCCUCCUUCCUCAGCACCCACGGUACUGAGUGUCCCAGCGGGCACCACCAUCGUGAAGACCGUGGCUGUGACACCUGGCACUACCACCCUUCCAGCCACUGUGAAAGUGGCCUCCUCUCCGGUCAUGGUGAGCAACCCGGCCACUCGCAUGCUGAAGACUGCAGCCGCCCAGGUGGGGACAUCUGUCUCCUCUGCCACCAAUACGUCUACCCGCCCUAUUAUCACGGUGCACAAAUCUGGGACCGUGACAGUGGCCCAACAAGCCCAGGUGGUGACCACAGUGGUGGGUGGGGUCACCAAGACCAUCACCCUGGUGAAGAGCCCCAUCUCUGUCCCAGGAGGCAGUGCUCUGAUUUCCAAUCUGGGCAAAGUGAUGUCAGUGGUCCAGACCAAACCAGUUCAGACUUCAGCAGUCACAGGCCAGGCGUCUACGGGCCCUGUGACUCAGAUCAUCCAGACCAAAGGGCCCCUGCCCGCGGGAACAAUCCUGAAGCUAGUGACCUCGGCAGAUGGCAAGCCCACCACCAUCAUCACCACCACGCAGGCCAGUGGGGCGGGAACCAAGCCCACUAUCCUGGGCAUCAGCAGUGUGUCCCCCAGUACCACCAAGCCCGGCACGACGACCAUCAUCAAGACCAUCCCCAUGUCAGCCAUCAUCACCCAGGCGGGUGCCACAGGUGUGACCAGCAGUCCCGGCAUCAAGUCUCCAAUCACCAUCAUCACCACCAAGGUUAUGACUUCAGGAACGGGAGCGCCUGCCAAGAUCAUCACUGCUGUCCCCAAGAUUGCCACUGGCCAUGGACAGCAAGGAGUGACCCAGGUGGUACUAAAGGGGGCCCCUGGACAGCCAGGCACCAUCCUCCGCACCGUGCCCAUGGGGGGCGUUCGCCUGGUCACCCCCGUCACUGUCUCCGCUGUCAAGCCAGCUGUCACCACGUUGGUUGUGAAGGGCACCACAGGUGUCACGACCCUCGGCACAGUGACGGGCACGGUCUCCACCAGCCUCGCCGGAGCUGGGGGCCACAGCACCAGUGCAUCCCUGGCCACGCCCAUCACCACCUUGGGCACCAUCGCCACCCUCUCAAGCCAAGUGAUCAACCCCACUGCCAUCACGGUGUCAGCUGCACAGACCACGCUGACAGCGGCCGGUGGGCUCACGACCCCUACCAUCACCAUGCAGCCUGUCUCCCAGCCUACCCAGGUGACGCUGAUCACAGCACCCAGCGGCGUGGAGGCCCAGCCUGUGCACGACCUCCCUGUGUCCAUUCUGGCUUCUCCUACUACAGAGCAGCCCACAGCCACAGUCACCAUCGCCGACUCAGGCCAGGGUGACGUGCAGCCUGGCACUGUCACGCUGGUGUGCUCCAACCCACCCUGCGAGACCCACGAGACAGGCACCACCAACACAGCCACCACCACUGUCGUGGCCAAUCUUGGGGGACAUCCCCAGCCCACCCAAGUGCAGUUUGUCUGCGACAGACAGGAGGCAGCCGCUUCUCUUGUGACAUCGGCGGGGCAGCAGAAUGGCAGCGUGGUCCGAGUCUGCUCGAACCCGCCCUGCGAGACCCACGAGACAGGCACCACCAACACCGCCACCACCGCCACCUCCAACAUGGCUGGGCAGCAUGGCUGCUCGAACCCGCCCUGCGAGACCCAUGAGACAGGCACCACCAACACUGCCACUACAGCCAUGUCGAGUGUCAGCGCCAACCAGCAGCGAGAUGCCCGCCGGGCCUGUGCCACCAGCACCCCUGCCGUGGUCCGGAUCAGUGUGGCAGCUGGGGCCACGGAGGCAGCCCAGGGUUCGAAGCCCCAGUGCCAAACCCGCCAGACCAGCGCAACCAGCACUACCAUGACUGUGAUGGCCACCGGUACCCCAUGCUCGGCCAACCCGCUCCUCGGGCCAAGCGUGACACGGGAGGCUGUGGGCCACAGCGCUGCUUUUGUGCAGUUGGCUCCUCUAAGCAGCAAAGUCGGGCUGAGCGGCCCCGGCAACAAGGACGGGCCCACGGGGUGCCAGCUGGAGACACAUCACACCUACACAACCAGCAGCACCACCAUGGGCGCUGGGGAGCCCGGCGCGGCACACGGGGCCUCUGCGCCUGCGUACGAGAGCCUCCAGAGCAGCCCGCCCGGCAGCACAGUGACUGUGACAGCCCUGGAGGCCCUGCUGUGCCCUUCAGCCGCCAUCACCCAAGUCUGCUCCAACCCGCCGUGUGAGACCCACGAGACGGGCACCACCAACACCGCCACUACCUCGAAUGCGAGCAGCGCCCAGCGGGUGUGCUCCAACCCGCCCUGUGAGACCCACGAGACAGGCACCACCCACACGCCCACUACCGCCACUUCAAAUGGGGGUGCAGGCCAGCCCGAGGGCGGGCAGCAGGCCCCUGCUGGCCGCCCCUGUGAGACACACCAGACCACUUCCACCGGCACCACCAUGUCGGUCAGCAUGGGGUCCCUGAUCCCCGACGCCACGCCCUCGCACAGGACCCUGGAGCCCGGCUUAGAUGUUGCAGCGCCAUCCAGCGUCGCUGCUCAGGCCAGCAACACGCUGCUGGCCUCUUUCCCAACACAGAGGGUGUGCUCCAACCCCCCCUGUGAGACCCAUGAGACAGGCACCACACACACGGCCACCACUGUCACCUCCAACAUGAGCUCAAACCAAGACCCCCCACCUGCUGCCGGCGAUCAGGGAGAGGUGGAGAGCACCCAGGGCGAUAAUGUGAACAUCACCAGCUCCAGUGCCAUCACAACAACCGUGUCCUCUACACUGACGCGGGCUGUGACCACUGUGACACAGUCCACGCCGGUCCCGGGCCCCUCCGUUCCGAAGAUCUCAUCAAUGACUGAGACUACCCCAGGGGCUCUGACUACUGAAGUCCCCAUCCCGGCCACGAUAACAGUGACCAUAGGCAACACAGAAACUUCUGACAUGCCCUUCUCUGCUGUUGACAUCCUGCAGCCCCCAGAGGAGCUCCAGGCCUCACCGGGGCCUCGCCAGCAGCUGCCACCACGGCAACUCCUGCAGCCUGCGUCCACACCCCUGAUGGGGGAGUCCGCCGAGGUCCUGUCAGCCCCCCAGAACACUGAGCUCCAGGCCGCCGUGGAUCUCAGCAGCACAGGGGACCCGUCUUCAGGCCAGGAGCCCACCAGCUCAGCGGUAGUGGCCACUGUGGUGGUCCAGCCACCCCCGCCCACACAGUCUGAAGUAGACCAGUUGUCACUUCCCCAAGAGCUGAUGGCUGAGGCCCAGGCAGGCACCACCACCCUCAUGGUAACAGGGCUCACUCCUGAGGAACUGGCAGUGACUGCUGCCGCGGAGGCAGCUGCCCAGGCCGCAGCCACAGAGGAGGCCCAGGCCCUGGCCAUCCAGGCAGUGCUCCAGGCCGCCCAGCAGGCCGUCAUGGGCACUGGGGAGCCCAUGGACACAUCGGAGGCGGCGGCGGCCGUGACGCAGGCGGAGCUCGGGCACCUGUCGGCCGAGGCCCAGGAGGGCCAGGCCACCACCAUCCCCAUCGUGCUCACACAGCAGGAGCUGGCCGCCCUGGUGCAGCAGCAGCAGCAGCUGCAGGAGGCACAGGCUCAGGCCCAGCACCACCACCUGCCCACCGAGGCCCUGGCCCCCGCCGACAGCCUCAAUGACCCGACCAUAGACAGCAACUGCCUCAACGAGCUGGCCAGCGCCGUCCCCAGCACCGUGGCCUUGCUGCCCUCGACGGCCACUGAGAGCCUGGCUCCAUCCAACACCUUCGUGGCCCCCCAGCCAGUUGUGGUGGCCAGCCCGGCGAAGCUGCAAGCAGCGGCCACCCUGACAGAGGUAGCCAAUGGCAUCGAGUCCCUGGGUGUGAAACCCGAGCUGCCACCCCCGCCCAGCAAAGCUCCUGUGAAGAAGGAGAACCAGUGGUUCGAUGUGGGAGUCAUUAAGGGCACCAAUGUAAUGGUGACACACUAUUUCCUGCCGCCAGAUGACGCUGUCCCAUCAGACGAUGACUCGGGCACCGUCCCCGACUAUAACCAGCUGAAGAAGCAAGAACUGCAGCCUGGCACGGCCUACAAGUUUCGCGUCGCCGGGAUCAACGCCUGUGGCCGGGGGCCCUUCAGUGAGAUCUCGGCCUUCAAGACGUGCCUGCCUGGCUUCCCAGGGGCACCUUGUGCCAUCAAGAUCAGCAAAAGUCCGGAUGGUGCCCACCUCACCUGGGAGCCGCCCUCCGUGACCUCUGGGAAGAUCAUCGAGUACUCCGUGUACCUGGCCAUCCAGAGCUCCCAGGCCGGCGGCGAGCCCAAGAGUUCGACCCCAGCCCAGCUGGCCUUCAUGCGGGUGUACUGCGGGCCCAGCCCCUCCUGCCUCGUGCAGUCCUCCAGCCUGUCCAACGCCCACAUCGACUACACCACCAAGCCCGCCAUCAUUUUCCGCAUCGCUGCCCGCAAUGAGAAGGGCUAUGGCCCAGCCACCCAAGUGAGGUGGUUACAAGAAACCAGUAAAGACAGUUCUGGCACCAAGCCGGCCAGCAAGCGGCCCAUGUCCUCUCCGGAAAUGAAAUCCGCUCCAAAGAAAUCGAAGGCAGACGGCCAGUGAGAGGAGCUGGCCAGCACUCGGAUUCUUCUCCAGACCCCCUGCUUCAGGAACCACCCGCCAGGGCCCGCCCUUCCCACCUACCCUGGCAUCCAGCAUUCGCACUUGACCCUCAGCCACUGGCUGCUGCUCAUGCCCUCUCCCCCGUUCUCUGUGUUAAAAAUAAUCGAAAGAAAGCACAUUUGACUCUUGCUGUCGGAGGAAGCAGAGGCAGGUUGGAGAGGCAGCGCGAGAGGGGAAUGUCCCUGUUCUCCCCGC
This is a messenger RNA of Carlito syrichta (Philippine tarsier), 6057 nucleotides long. It is a transcript of the gene HCFC1, whose product is annotated as host cell factor C1. NCBI's taxonomy places the organism in Eukaryota, Metazoa, Chordata, Mammalia, Primates, Tarsiidae. Gene Ontology annotation, cellular component: histone methyltransferase complex. The record is from RefSeq and is a predicted model, not a curated record. Gene Ontology annotation, biological process: chromatin remodeling; regulation of DNA-templated transcription. Gene Ontology annotation, molecular function: transcription coactivator activity; protein binding. The transcript is spliced from 22 exons. The coding region runs from base 1 to 5802 and encodes 1933 amino acids.